AUGGCGCGCGGGCUGCGAGUGACGUCAUUCGUUCCGUGGCCGAGGGUGUCCGUGGAGCCGCGCUGCUGCCCCUGCCGAAUCUCGCCCGCUGUGGGGGCCGACGGGGUGGAACCGCCCAGGGAAGUCUUCGAGCAGGAGAUCUUUGUGCUGUUGCCCACCAUAAGAUGUGAAGCCACACUACCUGAUAUGCCAUAGCCAGUUAUCUAAGAACUGAUCUUUGAGAAGAAACAGCUGAGUAGAGAGGACUUUCAAAACCAGCUGUACUGACAGUGCGGGGGUAUGAAACGACAGCACCGGAGAUGCUGGGGGGUUUGGUAAUGAGACGAUGACCUGGUGAAUUCAGAGGCUGUGAAGCAAACACUUGGAUUGUACACAGAAACACAAGAGGAAUCUCAAGACGAGGAGGGUGGGGAACCAGAAGGACCUGUUUUGUUAUUUGGAUGACUGCAUAAACCGCCAAGUUGAGUACAUUUGGGCAUCCCCCCCCUCCCCGCACGGCUGAACCAGUGAUGGCCGUAGACAUGAGGCCGCUGCCAAAGGAGCCGGAAUCGGAGAAGAAGAAGCAUAAAGGCCACAAGGGGGGGAAGAGACACAAGGACAGCGACAAGCCCAACAUCUCGUACCCGACGAACUUUGAGCACACCAUCCAUGUUGGCUUUGAUGCUUGCACCGGCGAGUUUACGCCUACUGGGGACCAUAGCAGUUGCCAGGUGCACCUCUUAUUCGUUUGCUUGUGUCCCUGCCUGCCCCGUUCUGUUGUUUAAGGGCCGUUUCUUGAGUUUAGGCCCCAGUUUCCUUAGCAAAACAAGCAGGGCUUAUCGCAUUUUUAAUGAGUUUAUUUGUUGGAAGAAGCUCUUGUUUGGUUGUAACUUUUUUUUUUAUUGAUUGUUUAGGAUGUUUGUUAUUUUCGAACUCUACUUUGAGGAUUUUGUUUACGCAUCUUUUUGUCAUUGAGAUGAAGCCCUGUUUGUUUAUGCCAUAAACAUUUGUUUACUGUUCACUUACAGCUUUAAAACAAU
Penaeus monodon (black tiger shrimp) is the source of this 1019-nucleotide messenger RNA. Its product is annotated as serine/threonine-protein kinase PAK 2-like. The record is from RefSeq and is a predicted model, not a curated record. NCBI's taxonomy places the organism in Eukaryota, Metazoa, Arthropoda, Malacostraca, Decapoda, Penaeidae.